This is a messenger RNA of Impatiens glandulifera, 600 nucleotides long. RefSeq lists its product as uncharacterized. The transcript has a single exon. Bases 1 to 600 code for a protein of 199 amino acids. The record is from RefSeq and is a predicted model, not a curated record. NCBI's taxonomy places the organism in Eukaryota, Viridiplantae, Streptophyta, Magnoliopsida, Ericales, Balsaminaceae.
AUGAUUUCAAACAAAGUGUGGAACACCAUCCGAGAUAAGGAGGAAAUAGUAGAUUGGGCUAAUCUGGUCUGGUCGUCAAAGGUUAUCCCGAGACACCAAUUCAUCUUAUGGCUUGCAUUUCAGGAAAUACUAAACACGAGAGAUCGCGUCAAGAAGUACAUGGAAAUUCUAGAUUCAAGUUGUUUGUUGUGUGAAGGGAAUGAAGAAAUAGUUGAUCAUCUCUUCGGGAACUAUUCAUUUGCCUCGAAACUUUGGAAUAAAUUUGCAAAAAAUAUAGAGAUGACCAGAUUCCCAGAAGAUUGGAAAGAAAUCAAGGAAGUGUCUAUGAAGAAAGCGAAGUGCACAAAGUUUAAGUCAAAGAUUUUCAAAUACGGAUUCGGCUCAACAGUUUACAACAUCGGGCGGGAGAGAAACGCGAGGGCAUUCUCAAGGAAUCAAAGAAGUCUGAAGCAGACCUGGGAUAAUAUUGUAACAUACUGUAACGCAAACAUUCAGACAUGGAGAAGAGUCCCAAAAAACGAACAGAAUUGGAACCUCUACAGGAACUGGAAUGUAUCAUAUCAGAAAGUCACCAAAGACACUGUUUUUUUAGCGAGAUAA